AUGCGAGUGAUGGAGGCGAAGAGCGUAGGAAGGCUGAGCAGUAAGGGCGCGGAGGAUUUCGAUGCUGAUGGCGAUGGGACGAAGAAGAUGCUGCGUGUGGAGAAGGAUCGAGUUAGCCGCUGGGAGAGAAACUUGAGCAUUGCAACGACAUCACUCGUCGUUAGUCAGCAUGUAUCAGCGCUUUCAACACGUGAUGGUUCACAUUUUGAAGUGGUCGGCAAGAGAGAGCUUACUUCCUCAUUUGACGACCGACGGUGCAACUUGGUCUCCCUCAUUUCCAUCACCACCGUUGCUCACAACACGCCCUCAACCACCGCAAUUCUGGUCAACAUGCUCACCGGUACCACAUCGCUGCUCAGACGAACAGCCGUCGCAGCAGCGGCUCGAGCUGCCACAUCACACGCACCCGCUUCGCUCGCCAUCGCCUCUUCCAGCUUCGCUCAAUCAUCCACAGUCCUCCCCGCUUUUGCAUUCGGAGGCUCCAUCCAAACACGUAACUCGACCAAGCGUGGUGGCGGCUCCACCAAGAACAACCGCAACUCGCCCGGUAAACGUCUCGGAUACAAGAAGCAGACCGGCCAGAUCGUCUACCCCGGCCAGAUCAUCUUCAGACAGCGCGGCACCUCGUGGCACCCAGGGCCCAACGUUGCCAUUGGCAAAGACCACACCAUCUUUGCCACUGCUCCAGGCUAUGUCCACUACUACUAUUCCGAAGCCCCCUCCAGCCCGCCAAGUCCCGUCCACGCAGCUUCCACCUCGCCUUCUGGCAUCAAGCUGCCCAUCAAACAGCUAACGCCCACCCAUUUCCACGCCAAGGAACUCACCACCACCCCUCACCCGUCCUCCAAGAAGCCGCGACGCAGAUACAUUGCCGUGUCACCCAAUCCGGACACCACCUUCCCCCUCCCUGCCGGCACUCCGCGCGAGAGGCGAUUCGAAAAGAUCGACCUCAACUCUCUUCAACAACAGAUCGACCAGCUCAAGAUCCACCAACAAGCUGCCGAUCCCGCAGAGUAG
Molecule: messenger RNA, 1017 nt
Organism: Pseudozyma hubeiensis SY62
Lineage: Eukaryota; Fungi; Basidiomycota; Ustilaginomycetes; Ustilaginales; Ustilaginaceae
Exons: 2
Coding region: 1-1017 (338 amino acids)
Biological process (GO): translation
Cellular component (GO): mitochondrial large ribosomal subunit; ribosome
Molecular function (GO): structural constituent of ribosome
Source: RefSeq, a predicted model, not a curated record